AUGGACCCCCAAACCCAGCAGACGAACGCUACUGACGAGAUUCCUAACGAUCCGGGGAAAAUGUUUAUAGGAGGUCUGAGUUGGCAAACGACAGCAGAUGGUCUCAGGGAGUACUUUGGAAAAUUUGGGGAGAUUAAGGAAGCUAUGGUCAUGAAAGACCCUGCAACAAAACGUUCACGAGGGAGAAAGAGAGGCACACGCGCAUUUGCGCUAGAAAUAUUUGUAGUUUCUCGUGUUUCUCUCUCUCUCUCUCUCUUUUUCUUUUUCUUUUUCUUUUUCUUUUUCUUUUUCUUUUUUGUAGUAGUCAGUUUCGGGCUUUCUUUGUUUGCGCGCGCACGCAGCCUCCAACAAAUAACACCUCUGUUUUUUGUUCAUGAGGAUGAUCGGGCAAUGGCGCCAGGAGUGGGUUCAAGCCGGGAUUGUGAAUCAAGGACGUUGAAGCAACACAGUCUUCCCUUUGAUCAUUCUCUUUUCUUUUCUCUUUUCUAUCUAUUUUGCGUCCACCACAUCGUCUCUCAUUGUUUUUCUUUUCUUCUUUGUUUCUCAACACAUUUCUUUUUCCUUCUUUUCCUUCUCUUUAUUUUUUUUCUUCUCUGUUUCCUUCUCAUCCUCUUUGGUCUUUUGGUCCCCCGCCUCCUCUUUGGUCUUUCUUUUUUUUUUUUUUUUUUUUUUUUCCUCUUUGCCCCCCCCCCUCUUUGGUCUCUCUCCCCCCCUCCAUUUCUCUUUGAUUUUUGUUAUCUCUCUAUUCUGUUUUUCCAAGAAUUGAAACUUGCCUCACCAUCCUCGUCUUUCUCAACAUGCCUAAGUCUUGUUCUUCCGUUUCCAUUUUUACGUUUCUUCAAUCUUUUGUUUGCAGCUGACAAACUGUCUAUUUCGACGGCAUCAUUUUAUUUUACGUUAAAUGCCAACUCUAUCUCUCGUUCUUGGUUACCCACAACGCCAAAUCUAUUUUCGUCCCUCAUUUUAAUGGGACACCAUCCAUCUCGCAUAUUUAUUGGCUAG
Messenger RNA from Acanthosepion pharaonis, 1002 nucleotides. Lineage: Eukaryota; Metazoa; Mollusca; Cephalopoda; Sepiida; Sepiidae. The record is from the annotation of a GenBank genome assembly.